AUGGCGACUCCGGAGGUUUCUUUUCUCCCACUGACAUGCGGUUUUGUUCCUGAGCACUUUCGCACGAAGGCUGAAACUCAAUUGGGAGAAUCCGAAGAAUCUGCAGCAGAAGGACUGAGGAAGCUAAGAGAAUUUCUUAAAAAUGAGAACUAUCCUCCCAACGAUGACGACACCUUCCUGUUGCAGUUUCUUCGGCAACAAAAGUUCAACGAAAGAAAUGCCGAGAAAAAGCUCAAGCAGCAUUACAGCAUGAGGGGGAAGACUUCAGAACUUUACCAAAACAUAGAUUUGGAAACAGUGCGUUCCAUUAUGGACUCAAAAGUGGUUGGACUCUUUCCCUUCCGAGAUGCAGAAGGAAGAACCAUAGUUUAUACCAACUCUAAUGCUGUGGACUUGGAAAGGUUCAAGGCGUCUGAUCUGUUCAAGUGCACUCUGGCCCUAUUUCAUUUUGCUUGUUCUUUUCCUCUCACUGCCGUCGCAGGUUUAAAUCUUGUGGGAGAAGCGUCAUAUCCCAAAGUGAAUGAUGCUUUCAAGAUUUUCAAGGAAGCCAUGAACUUCGUCUGGAUUCAGCUCCACUUCCACGGCUCAAGCAUGGACUUCGUUCAUAAGGUCUACCACCCUUCAAUUCUACCGAAUGAGUUCGGAGGAACCAUGGGGCCGCUGAACAACGACAGCUACAUGGAAGGGUUCUUAGAAUACACGAAGAAGCUGAAAGCAGAAUGCCAUUUGUAUAAUAAACUAUGUUGA
Molecule: messenger RNA, 747 nt
Organism: Uloborus diversus
Lineage: Eukaryota; Metazoa; Arthropoda; Arachnida; Araneae; Uloboridae
Product: clavesin-1-like
Exons: 4
Coding region: 1-747 (248 amino acids)
Cellular component (GO): membrane
Molecular function (GO): phosphatidylinositol bisphosphate binding
Source: RefSeq, a predicted model, not a curated record